CCUGUGCUCCACGGCGGCCCAGGCUCGCAGAGUCAGCCUGCGUUCCUGCAGCCCGCCGGCUGCUGCUCCCCAUUUUGCAGGAGGGAAAGCUUUCCUGGGAGAGCUGGAAAGGUGCCCGAGCCCGGCCAUGCUGGCGCUGCUGUGUUCCUGCCUGCUCCUGGUGGCCAGCGCCUCGGACGACUGGCAGGGCCCGGGCCCCGACACCGACACCGACACCGACACCGACACCGUGCAGCAGAUCCGCGACAUGCACGCUAAAGUGACGGAGAUCUGGCAGGAGCUGACGCAGCAGCGCGCGGCGGAGGGCGGCCAGGACGCGGCGCUCUACGCCGCCUGCCACGUGCAGCCGUCGGCCACGCUGGGAGCCGCGCAGCCCCGGGUGAGCGGCCGGGUCCUCUUCCGGCAGCUGGCGCCCCGCGCCAAGCUCGAGGCCUUCUUCGACCUGCAGGGUUUCCCGGGCCAGCCCAACAACUCCAACCGCGCCAUCCACGUGCACCAGUUCGGGGACCUGAGCCAGGGCUGCGACUCCACCGGGCCGCACUACAACCCGCGGGGCUUGCUGCACCCGCAGCACCCGGGCGACUUCGGCAACUUCGCGGUGCGCAACGGCCACCUCUGGAAGUACCGCGCCGGCCUGGCCGCCUCGCUCACCGGCCCGCACUCGAUCGUGGGCCGCGCCGUGGUGGUGCACGCCGGCGAGGACGACCUGGGCCAAGGCGGCAACCAGGCCAGCGUGGAGAACGGCAACGCGGGCCCCCGGCUCGCCUGCUGCGUGGUGGGCGUGUGCGGGCCCGAGCCCUGGGCGCGCCUGGCGCAGGAACACGCGGAGCUCAAGAAGCGGCGGCGGGAGAGCGAGUGCAAGGCCGCCUGAGCGCAGCACCCACCCCGCGGGCGGCCCUCCACGCCCCGAGACCCCCUCCAUGGCCCGAGGAAGUUCUGUGUGCCCCGAGAACCCCCUCUGUCAUUGCGUUUGUCCCUCUGCUCCCAGAGACACCCUCCACCCUGAGGUCCCACCUCCAUGGCUCAGGGCUUCCCCAUGUAUGCUGAGACACCCCCCUUUCCAUCCUGAGGGCCGCGCAGGCCCUCUGAGCCCCCUACCCAGUAACUCCGAGGGCCUGCAGAUGCACUGAGCUACCCCCUCCACCCUGUGGGCGUCCUAGGCUCCCUGAGGUCCCUUUCCACCCUAACCCCCCAUCCCAUGAACCCUGAGAUCUCUCUGCCCUGAGGACGUCCCUCUUCCCCCUUUUAUGUUUUUCUUAGGCCCUCUGAGACCCCUGAGGCUGCCUGUGGUCUCCUUCUCCCCGCCCAGCACCGCGUCCAGCCAGCCCCCACCGCCGCCCCGCGCGUCCUUAGCAGCGUUUAGAGUUUCCCAUCCACCGCCACCCAUGGAGAGGGCUUCUUUGGGGGAGGGGGGGGCAGGCUUUGUGUUCUCAUUAAAAACUCAGCAAUUCAGUACUGCA
This is a messenger RNA of Cynocephalus volans (Philippine flying lemur), 1460 nucleotides long. RefSeq names its product superoxide dismutase 3 (gene SOD3). The record is from RefSeq and is a predicted model, not a curated record. NCBI's taxonomy places the organism in Eukaryota, Metazoa, Chordata, Mammalia, Dermoptera, Cynocephalidae. The transcript is spliced from 2 exons. Gene Ontology annotation, biological process: superoxide metabolic process. The coding region runs from base 128 to 871 and encodes 247 amino acids. Gene Ontology annotation, molecular function: copper ion binding.